Sesamum indicum (sesame) is the source of this 1219-nucleotide messenger RNA. RefSeq names its product 2-oxoglutarate-dependent dioxygenase 19. The record is from RefSeq and is a predicted model, not a curated record. NCBI's taxonomy places the organism in Eukaryota, Viridiplantae, Streptophyta, Magnoliopsida, Lamiales, Pedaliaceae.
AUAAAGCACGUACACUUGACAAGUUCCAUCUCUCUCUCUCACACACAAAGAGAAAUGGCAUUACCAUCAGUUGCAGCGGCUUCAGAACAUCAUCCGUUUGAGUUUGAAACUGCCCUCAAAGACUUGGCUAAUUCUUCUAACGUCAAAUCCGUUCCUUCCAAAUUUAACUUCAUCAAUCAGCCCACUGCUUUAACUUCUGAUUCUAUCCCCAUCAUUGAUUUCUCCGCCCUCACUGCCGACGACCCUCAUCCACGCUCCAAAGCCAUACACGACCUCUCUAAAGCAUGCCAGGAAUGGGGCUUUUUCAUUCUGGUGAAUCACGGGAUACCCGAGGAGUUGAUGAAGGCAACUUUUACCGCAAUUACGGAAUUUCUCAGUCUGCCUGCGGCGGAGAAGAAGCAGUAUGAAGCCAAGAGCGCUUCGGAUCCCAUAAAGUGUGGCAAUUUCAACGUUGCCAAUACAUCGAACCAGAUAAUCACCUUGUGGAGGGAUUACCUCAAACUCUACGUGCAUCCUGACUUUCACUGCCCAGAAAAACCACACCUCUUAAGGGAAGUUGUGCUGGAAUACAGCGAAAGGACCCGAAAAUUGGCCAGGAUACUACUGGAAGCAGUGUGUGAUGCCCUGGAAUUGGAACAAGACUAUGUGGACCAAGUUUUGAAACUGGGCUCCAGCUUUCAAAUGUUUGCCGCAAAUUACUAUCCGCCUUGCCCUGAACCCGACCAGGCAAUUGGGCUCCCACCACACACGGAUCCAGGUCUCUUCACCUUUCUCAUUCAUAAUGGAGUGGCUGGCCUACAGAUCGAGCACAAUGGCCACUGGUUUAACGCUGAUUCUCCACAAAACUCUAUUUUAGUUAAUGCUGCUGACCAGCUUCAGAUUUUAAGCAAUGGGAGAUACACAAGUGUGAAACACAGAGCUGUUGUGAAUAGCGAAAAAGAAAGAAUCUCAAUUGUCGUUGCCAAUGGUCCGGCAGGGGAGGCGGUGGUCGGCCCUGCCGCGCCCCUCGUGCAGAAAGACGGACAUCCAUUGUACCGUUCGAUGAAAUAUUUGGAGUACCUUGAGUCACAGCUGCUGAAAGACCGAGUCGGCGGCAAAUCCCUCUUGGAACAGCAGAAGAUAUGAUACCUCAGACUCAGAGGAGAAUCUUUAAUUUUAAAUGACUCGUUAAUUAAUCUUUUUUGUAAAAUUUAUAUAUGGAAUAAAAAUUUAUUUAAUA